AGGCUUCUCAACAGCUGUACAGCUUUUCAGAUGUAAAUGUCUUUCUCUGGACGUUGGUGCAGCUGCUGUUGCUGUGGCUACUACACCAUCACUUACGCUAACAUUAAUUGUAGGAUUACCACUCCAACUGCCAAGGACAAGUAGCUACUUCGCAUCUGUGUGUUUUAACACCUUGGAAAGCGAAAACUGUUUGGGAAGCAGUUGCUGAGACUGACAUCUACUCACUGCUUAGAUCUAAGGUUCAUGGAGCUGACAGUUUAGGACUGGACAGACAGAACAUAAAUGGAUCUCUAGCAUCAGUCAGCAGGAAAAAAAACAGAAGGUCAGAGUGUUCCUGCUUAUUCUGGGAAUUAUAUCAGCUCUUUGUUUGGUUUCUGUAUAACUUUCUGAUAUUGUAAAAAAAAUCACUGAAGGAAUCUGGAAAGGAUUAUUUUUAUUCCACAUCUUCAAGUGGAGAAUUCCAUAGUUUCAUCAUCACGUACAGAUCAGAAGGUUUGAGGUCCAAAGGAAGGCCUUCCCGCUCUAUGCACAUGCACAAAGCACAGGUGAAUAUGUGCUAAAAAGAAACAACUGGAAUUGUGUUCUUAAGAGUAUCUUGCUGCUUUUGAUAAGGGAAGGGUUAAAUGUAUAGUAUGGUUUGGACUACAAAGGGAAAUAUGGACUGAUAGAACUUCAUACAGAAAAUCAGAGCAUGCGGUCUAAUGAACAAAAGAGAACUGAAGAGGCAUUUGGGACUCUCUAAGAGACAUCUGCACCACAGCAGAGACAGACAUUCAUCAAAACUUGGAGGGGUAGUAGAGGUCCAUUUCCUUGUGAUACACUUCCUGGCUAUUGCUAAUAUUGUCCAUAAUAGAGUACAACAGAGCAGAACAAACUAACAGCUUCCUGAAGCCUUAGAAAAAGCAGUGCGGGUUAGAAAUGGCUUGAGGAACAUUCAAGAUGGUGGGUGAUGAGUACCUGUUGUGGUGCUACACAGCGAGUUCACAGAUGAUGGAAGUGGUGGCGAGUGAGGAGGUUACACAUGGGGAGCACAAGUGGGCAACAGUUACUGGCUGAGAUUGCUGAAGUGCAGAAGGCAUCAAGCAGUGGCCUGAAAAGUGGAUCUGAAAGAAAACCCACACAACUCAAAAUAUGAAGGAGGAGAAUUUAUUACGACGUAGAUUUUCACUUUGCCCUACGUCAUCGACACCACAGAAAAUUGAUCCUCGCAAACUGACACGCAACUUGUCAUUCGGAGCAGAUCAUGAAAUUUACACCGUGAAUCCAGGAAAGGAUAUAGAAAAGAAUGAAUUCUCAGGGCUGAAGGAUGAAAUUACACAGACAACAAUGACCAUUAGCAAGUCUGAAUCAAAACUGUGCAAUGAACUGGAAAAAGAUUCUUCAUCACCAGUUACUACACUUACAAAGAAGGAAUCUCUCAAGGUGCAGAAGAGAAAUUACAAACAAGAAAAAAAGAGAGCCAGUAAAGAACUCUUCAGUGCUUUAAAAGAUCCGAGUGUAGUGAUAAUGGCUGACUGGUUAAAGAUUCGUGGAACAUUAAAAGGCUGGACAAAGUUAUGGUGUGUGAUAAAACCAGGAGUGCUGCUAAUUUAUAAAACGCCAAAGAGAGGACAGUGGGUAGGCACCAUUCUGCUGAAUUCAUGUGAACUGAUUGAGAGACCAUCAAAGAAAGAUGGUUUCUGCUUCAAACUGUUCCACCCGCUGGACCAAUCUAUUUGGGCUAUGAAGGGUCCAAAGGGUGAAAAUGUAGGCUCGAUUACUCAGCCUUUGCCAAGUAGCUACCUGAUCUUCAGAGCACCUUCAGAGUCAGAUGGUCGAUGUUGGAUGGAUGCUCUGGAACUGGCUUUGCGUUGUUCUAGCCUGCUUAAAAUCACCUCUUCCAAACAGGGAAAAGAUGGGGAUCUUAACUCUUCUUUGGAUGCUGCCAACAUAGGAUUAUACAGUUUGCUUCAUACAUCUACUGUGUCUGAGCAAGAACUUUUCCAAUUAAAUGGUUCUGUACUAGAGAACAGUCACCUGGAGAAUGACGUUUUUUCUGACAAAUCAGAGAAAGAUAAUCUGGAGGAAUCAGAAAAUGAAACCAUUGAAAACAGCAGAAAGACGGAGGAGAGUGAGAGUGAUCAUUCGGAAAUGCAAGGAGACUUUCCUACAUCUACACGUGGAACUACUUAUGUAGAACAAAGCUAUGAAGAACUGGGAGAGAUUGGUGAAGUUUCCCAAACAGAAACAGUGUCUGAGGAAAACAAAGGUUUGAUAUGGACUCUUCUAAAACAAUUACGGCCUGGUAUGGACUUGUCCCGGGUUGUGCUGCCCACAUUCAUACUUGAACCUCGAUCUUUCCUGGACAAGCUCUCAGACUACUAUUAUCAUGCAGAUCUUCUUUCCAUAGCAGCUCAAGAGGAUAAUGCAUAUUGUUGCAUGAAGCAAGUCCUGCGGUGGUACCUGUCAGGAUUUUAUAAAAAGCCUAAGGGAAUAAAGAAGCCGUACAAUCCGAUUUUGGGAGAGACAUUCCGCUGCUGUUGGCAACACCCACAGACAAACAGCUGCACUUUCUAUAUUGCAGAACAGGUAUCCCAUCACCCACCAGUAUCAGCCUUCUAUGUCACUAAUCGAAAGGAUGGAUUCUGUAUCAAUGGCAGCAUUCUGGCCCGAUCCAAGUUUUAUGGUAACUCACUAUCAGCAAUACUAGACGGGAAAGCACGAUUAACUUUUCUUACCAGGGAUGAAGAAUAUACGCUCACAAUGCCAUAUGCUCACUGUAAAGGAAUUUUAUAUGGUACAAUGACCAUGGAACUAGGAGGUUGUGUUACUAUCGAAUGUCAAAAAACUGGAUACAAGGCAGAACUGGAAUUUAAACUCAAGCCCUUCCUUGGAAGCAAUGCGAGUGUAAAUAUGGUUUCUGGGAAGAUAAAACGAGGUGAAGAGGUUCAAGCCACUCUCGAUGGACACUGGGAUGGAGAUGUGUUUAUAAAUGAGCAAAAGAGUGGAAUAACAGAGGUUUUCUGGAGUCCAACCAGUGAAAUCCGACAUAAACGACUGAAACGCUGUGUUGUGAAGUUAGAAGAACAAGGGGAAUUUGAAUCUGAAAGGUUAUGGCAACAUGUGACAAGUGCAAUAAAUGCAAAAGACCAACACAAGGCAACACAAGAAAAGUUUGUUUUGGAAGAUGCUCAGAGAAAAGCUGCACGUGAGCUGAAGGGAUUGAGCAAAGACUGGAUCCCUCAGCUAUUUCAAAAGGAAGAAUCUAAAGAUCAGUGGACUUAUAAGUACACAGAUACAAAGCCCUGGAACUGCCUGUCGGAUAUUGCGCAGUUUGAAAAGGAUUGUGUGAUUCAGACUCUGCAAAGACAGCAUUGCCCCACAGUCCAGUUUACCAGAACUGCUUACAGGAGAAAUCGAGAUCUGGAACCAAAGGUUGUCACAAGAGACUGUAGACACCGGAAAACAAGUCACCAACCAUCAAAUCAUAGUGCAAACACAGAAAGCAGCUGUUCUACACCUGAAUCAGUGCAGGACUUUUCUGACAAUGAAGACUUCAACAUUCAAUGCAGUCACUGUCAAAAUGGAUCAAGAGAACUCAAAGAUAUCCAAGCAGCUAUUGCAUCUUUACAGGGCACGCAGAGAGACAUAUACAGGAAUCUUACUGCACUAAACAGCAGAGUUCUGCACGCCAAGAAUCUUCCUGAAAAUAUCUUCCUGAACUACCGUUGCUGGUUCAUACUUUGUGUUCUCCUUACAUGCCAGUUGUUUAUUAAUUAUGUAUUUAAAUGAAAAAGUACAAAUAUAUAUUUAUAUAUUUGACCAGCAAUAAAAACAGCAAAUUAUUGAAGACUGUGUCAUACUAGCAAGGCAUUCAUGUCUGCACCAGCACUUUAAAAUAAUGUAUGAGGUAAUAGAAGGAAACAGGAAGCCGAGGAUAUUAAGACAUUUCUACCCUGAUGUUUUUUUCAUUGCCACAUGUGUCUCCUCUGUUUCCACUGUCUUUAAUGCCUAUAUUGGCCUUAAUAUGAAAGCCAAAUAUGACUUUAUAAUUGUGCAAUUUUGAUAUAUCCUGUCUUUCUUGUUUUGCUAUAAUUUACCAAAAACAGUAUUUAUAUGCACCUGCAAGGGCAAAUGUUUACAGAUGUUGGUAAAACUGACAUUCUUUAGAGAUGCAGAGAAUGUUGUAGUCUCUAUGUUUUGUGGAAUGUUUAGAGCAUGUUACAUUAGUAGAUGAAGUGGAGAAACAAAGUUGUGUUUGUCAGAAUUACUUACUCUCCGGUUCCUUCAUUUUCAAGUUGUAAGUAUAUGGAAUGUAUACGAUACCUGUAGCUUGGCUGUAAGGUACUUCUCCAUGCCAGCUUCCCAUUUUGAAAACAAUUAUUCAGGAUUUCUGAAUAAUGCAUGUCAAAAAUGUACCAGAAAUUCAGCUAUACAUUUACAUUUUGGACUAAGAAAAAGUAGAAGAAAUAUUAGGUACUACUGAGAAAUACAAUUUUGAAUGUAUGCAUUCAGAUAUUAAAAAACAUAAUUCCUUGAGUGAAGGAAUGCAGAAUACAUUGCCUAAAGAGGAAACUGUUCCUCCAUUGUUGAAUUAUAUGUAAUACAUGCCAUGAAACUUAAGAGUUAAGUUAAAUCAUGUAUUUCACAAUAUUCCAAUCCUUAUUCAGAGAAGACUGAAGACCUCUUUUGCAAAUAAAUAAAAGGACAUUGUUUUAAUAAAUUAUAUAGAAUCUGAUUUUCAGGAGUUGUGAGUUUUGACAUGCUGAGUUUAAAGUUUAGCAACACUACUUUAAGCUACAAUCCUAUGAUUGGGUUUGUAGCUACAGGACUUAUUAAAGAAUGAAUAAGCAAUGCUAAUUCAUUAAUACAAUGAAAUAUGUAUAUAAGGAAGCAUCGUAUGUAACUACAAACCAAGUCACAUAAGAAUGGAUACUGGAUAUUUGUAUAAAAGAAGUUUAAGCUUAGUAGCAUUUUUCUUCUUGUUAAACUAUUUGCUUUUGUUUCAGCAUUUGUAAAAGAAAAAAAAAAACAUUUACUGUAAAAUAACAGCAACAUUGUUUUGUACUGGUUUUACAUAAAUAAAGUAACACAAAUAUUAAUAAGUCUUAAAUUAUCUAACACUCCAGCACAAAUGUUAACCAAUAGACAGAAUCUCCAACUCUUUCCUUAGCCACACCAGGAGCAACAUAAUCUGGGCAUUCCAGCAUUUCAUGUAUACAGUAGUCUUCCUUGUUCAUUUUAUCAGUAGGAUAUGUAGUGUGUGUGUGUGUGUGUGUGUGUGUGUGUGUGUGUGUGUGUGUGUGUGUGUGUGUGUGUGUGUGUGUGUGUUGACUUUACUGUAACCCAGUAAUCUUCCUUGUCCAAAGUGACUCUUCCUAUGUAAAUUGAUAAAUGAAGUCUGAGUACUGAUAUAGUUGUUUAUAGCUUCCAGAAAGUAAUCCUGAAUGGAUGGUAAACCCAGCAAAGGCUGGAUCUUUAUUUUGUAAAUGUUUCAUGAUAUUGCCUAUUAUAUUUUUGCAUUUUCUGUCAGAUACGUCUAAAGUAAUUUACACAUGCAAAUAAAAAAGAAAUUGCAUUGCA
Protopterus annectens (West African lungfish) is the source of this 5562-nucleotide messenger RNA. It is a transcript of the gene OSBPL5, whose product is annotated as oxysterol binding protein like 5. The transcript is spliced from 28 exons. Gene Ontology annotation, molecular function: sterol binding. Lineage: Eukaryota; Metazoa; Chordata; Ceratodontiformes; Protopteridae. The coding region runs from base 1132 to 3771 and encodes 879 amino acids. The record is from RefSeq and is a predicted model, not a curated record. Gene Ontology annotation, cellular component: intracellular membrane-bounded organelle; membrane; cytosol. Gene Ontology annotation, biological process: phospholipid transport.